This is a messenger RNA of Neospora caninum, 1161 nucleotides long. RefSeq names its product putative GTP-binding protein. The transcript has 8 exons. The coding region runs from base 1 to 1161 and encodes 386 amino acids. Gene Ontology annotation, molecular function: ATP hydrolysis activity; GTP binding. Lineage: Eukaryota; Apicomplexa; Conoidasida; Eucoccidiorida; Sarcocystidae. Gene Ontology annotation, cellular component: cytoplasm. The record is from RefSeq and is a predicted model, not a curated record.
AUGGGAGGCACCGACUUCAUCAUCGGCUGCGUCGGGAAACCGUCGGCAGGCAAGUCGACGUUUUUCAAUGCCGCAACGGAGGGAUCGAAUGCGAAAGUCGGGAACUUCCCCUUCACCACCAUCAACCCCAACGAGGGGAUCGGUUUCUUCCUUACAGACUGCCCGUGCACGAAGAACCCCGAAUGCCAGUGUAAUCCCCGCUACGGCCGCUGUCUCCAAGGCCGGAGGUACGUCCCCGUGAAGCUCCUGGACGUCGCGGGUCUGAUUCCUGGCGCGCAUGAGGGCCGCGGCCUGGGAAACAAAUUCCUCGACGACCUCCGCCACGCAGAUGUCCUCAUGCACGUCAUCGAUGUCUCGGGAACGACAAACGAGAAGGGCGAGACGACGAUCGGCUACGACGCCAGCCAGGACCACGCGUGGCUGAUGGAGGAAAUGCAGCUCUGGAUUUUCAACAACUUGUGGAGUCGCUGGGCCUCGAUCGCCCGACGGCAAAGAGCGACUGGCAGCUCCUUGGUGCUCACUUUCAGCCAGCAGUUUAGCGGGUACGGCGCUCAGCAGCCGCUGAUCGAAGCGGUGCUGCGGACCUUCGACGAGCGCGUGAGGAAAUGCCCUGUUGUGCCUGCGACUGAGCCGACCCGGCACGACGGCGACUGGGAACCGCACAAUCUCGGCAACGACUUGACGGUGUGGGACAAAGAGCGCGUCAUGGAACUGGUUAAGACAUUCGUCGAGCUCCGAUUUCCCUUUGUCCUGGUCCUGAAUAAAUGCGACGUGGGAGGAGAUGCCGACAGGAAUGUGAUGAAGAUCUCUGAGAAGUUUGCGAACCAGCCGCUAGUCAUGUGCAGCGCCUUGGCCGAGUGCUUUCUCCAAAAAAUGAAACAGCAGAAAUACGUCCUCUAUGAGGAAGGAGAUGCGACGUUUUACACUCGAGCAGACGCGGAUGACAAAUUCUGCAUGAUGGACGAGGCCACGCGCGAGAAGGCACGAAAGCUGAAACCCAUGGACGAGAAAAAUGCUGCGCGCCUGGAGAAGAUCAAAGACAUGGUCAUUUACCGAUACGGCUCCACUGGCGUCCACGAAGUAUGUGCUCGCCCCACAAUUUCCUUCUCCGGCACCAUCCGCAGACAUGUUCCCGCAACACGCAACGCGCGUCUAAAUUGA